AUGAAACAUCUUUUUAUUGGUCUCAUUAUACGCCUAGCUCUUAUAUUCUAUGGGGAGUUCCAUGAUCAGAAAUUUCAGGUACCAUUUACAGAUGUAGAUUACAAAGUUUUUACAGAUGCUGCAAGAAAUGUGUUGAUGGGUGCGUCACCAUAUAGUCGGCACACUUACCGGUACUCUCCUAUUGUUGCCUAUGUUUUAACCCCUAAUAUCAUUGUCCAUCAGACUUUUGGCAAAAUCCUGUUUUCCAUUUUAGAUCUUGUUAUGGCUUACCUUAUUUAUAGACUUAUGCUAAGGAGAAACGUUUCUCUGAGAAAAGCUCACUUGAGUUCGUUGUUUUGGCUGUACAACCCGCUAUCGGUUGUAAUAUCAACUAGGGGUAAUGCUGAUACUUUGUCAUCAUUGCUAGUGGCUGGUACAUUACUAUGUCUAUACGCUGGAAAACCCACAGUGGCAGGUAUUGUGCAUGGUUUGUGCAUUCACAUGCGUUUGUAUCCAAUAGUUUUCAGUCUGCCUUUCUACUUGUCCUUGUCAAGUUGGGACAGAUUUUCUCCUUCCAAAGAACCCAAGAAAAGCCAAGUUUCCAGUAAGAGUUUUUCAAACAGUGAUGAAGUUCCUAAGGCUGAUGGCUCGAGCUGGUACACUGGAAGGAGUUUGUUCAAUUUAUGGUCAGACUGCAAGGCACUGUUUAUUCCAAACAAGUCUCAAUUGAAAUUAGUGCUCGGAUGUGUAUCAGCUUUAUUGACUGUUACAGUAGUUUUCUAUUGGUUGUAUGGGUAUCACUUUUUGUAUGAAAGUAUGCUUUUUCAUCUCUCUAGAAAAGAUAUAAGGCACAAUUUUUCAGUGUAUUUCUACCUGCAAUAUUUGAGUGCUGGAGCAGUUGUGAGUAUAUGGCAGAGGGUUCUGAUGUUCAUCCCACAACUUUUUCUUCUUGUUGCUUUAAGUUUCCGUUAUGGACGCAUGUUUGAUUUGCCGUUUUGCCUUUUGGCUCAAACUAUUGUGAUAGUCAUGUACAACCCUGUUAUUACUAGUCAGUAUUUUGUUUGGUUUUUGUCACUAUUGCCGGCUUGUAUUCCAAUGUUGGACUUGACCUUAAAACAAGCAGUUUUCCAUUCAGUUGUGUGGGUAGUGGCACAACUUGCUUGGUUGUUGCCAGCGUAUUGGCUAGAGUUCAGAGGAGAAGAUACUUUUGUCUACAUUUGGCUUCAGGGCAUAGCUUUUUUUUGUGCCAACAUUACUUUGCUGGCUCGUUUAAUUCAAUCUUAUAACCCCAAAUUGGUUUUGAAAGAUGAAUGAAUGUAUUGUUAGUCUCUUUGAAGUUUGCUGUGAAUGUCAAAUACAUGUCAUCAUGAUGUUGUUUCUGAUAAUCAAUUAGUGCUGCAUAUUAUAAUGUACCAAUACCAAUUUAGUUUCAGAGUAAACUUUGCGACACUUGGCUGAAUGUAAAGUAGCUCCUAUGAGACUGCUGGUAGUCAGCUCAGCCCUCUAAACACAAUUAAGUAUCUAUGAUUAGAGUUCUAGAACAUAUUUGUAACCGUGUAAUGCAGGCUGGUUUAAAAAAAAUUGUAAUUAUUCAGCAAAGUGUAAUUGAGUAUUUAUGAUCAAGCAGCAUUGUGUGGUUAAAACACUGUUGUUUUUGUUUGUGUUUUUAAUUUCCAUUCUGAGGAUACUGAAAAGGAUAUCUUACCUCACACAAUGGUUGUGCCAUAAGUUUAGAAUUGAGUUGGUUUCAAACAUGUAAUGUAGAACAGGAGACAUAAAAAGCAAUAAAUUUUCAUUACCAAAUAUUUAAA
Molecule: messenger RNA, 1790 nt
Organism: Frankliniella occidentalis (western flower thrips)
Lineage: Eukaryota; Metazoa; Arthropoda; Insecta; Thysanoptera; Thripidae
Gene: PIG-M
Product: GPI mannosyltransferase 1
Exons: 1
Coding region: 1-1293 (430 amino acids)
Biological process (GO): GPI anchor biosynthetic process
Cellular component (GO): membrane; glycosylphosphatidylinositol-mannosyltransferase I complex
Molecular function (GO): alpha-1,4-mannosyltransferase activity; GPI mannosyltransferase activity
Source: RefSeq, a predicted model, not a curated record